UGUGGAGGAGGAGGAGGAAGCGGGGGAUGCUAUAAAAGUAACUCGCCGUGGCACAUGCACACUUGGGCGAAACUUCCCCGUCCGGGCAAAGAGGCGAUGGCAGGAGCUCGGGAGAGGAGAGGAUCGGCGGCGGCGGCGGGCUGGCCGCUUGGCAUCGCGGCGGAGCCCGAGGGGGGGAAGGAGGCGCUUUAGCAUCCUGCUGCCUCCCCUGUGCCCCCCUCCAAGCAGCCCCUCUCUGAUGCCGGCUAGGGCACAGCCAAGGUGACGCUCCCUGCCAGCUGGCGGCGGGCGCCCCGUCCUGCCCCGCAUCACACCUUCCCUCCCCAAACUUCGCAGCCCCUGGGACGUGCGCGGCUCCCUCCGGGCAGCAUGCGAGGCAAUGGGAGCGCGCUGAACGGCUCUUCCCCGCCGCGGGACGGGCUCACCUUGGACAGGCCCCCCUGGGUGGCUUCCACCUUGGCCGCCAUCCUCAUCUUCACCAUCGUGGUAGAUAUCCUGGGCAACUUGCUGGUGAUCCUGUCCGUGUACAGGAACAAGAAGCUGAGGAACGCGGGCAAUGUCUUCGUUGUCAGCCUAGCCAUCGCUGACCUGGUUGUGGCAAUCUACCCAUACCCUCUGGUCCUGACAUCUAUCUUUCACAAUGGAUGGAACCUGGGAUACAUCCACUGCCAGAUCAGUGGAUUUCUUAUGGGCCUGAGUGUUAUUGGAUCCAUAUUCAACAUUACUGGAAUUGCAAUUAACCGAUAUUGCUACAUCUGCCACAGCCUCAAGUAUGACAAGCUGUACAGCGACAAGAACUCUUUGUGCUACGUCAUCCUUAUUUGGGUCCUAACAUUUGUUGCCAUUGUGCCCAAUCUUUUUGUUGGGUCGCUUCAGUAUGAUGCCAGGAUCUUCUCAUGCACCUUCUCCCAGUCGGUGAGCUCAGCGUACACAAUAGCUGUUGUGUUUUUCCAUUUCAUGCUCCCAAUAGCCAUAGUUACAUUUUGCUACUUGAGGAUAUGGAUCCUGGUCAUUCAGGUACGGAGGAGAGUUAAACCCGACAACAAACCCAAACUAAAGCCACAUGACUUUAGGAACUUUGUCACCAUGUUUGUGGUAUUUGUACUCUUUGCCGUCUGCUGGGCUCCUUUGAAUUUUAUAGGCCUUGCAGUGGCUGUCAACCCAGAAACAAUAAUUCCCCGAAUUCCAGAGUGGUUGUUUGUUUCCAGUUACUACAUGGCAUACUUCAACAGCUGCCUUAAUGCUAUCAUCUAUGGACUUUUGAACCAGAAUUUUAGACGAGAAUACAAACGAAUUAUUGUGACAAUUUGUACAGCAAGAGUUUUCUUCCAGGACAGCUCAAAUGAUGCAGUCGACAGGAUGAAAAGCAAGCCCUCGCCACUGAUCACAAACAACAAUUUAGUCAAGGUUGACUCGGUGUGAAAAGAGAAACCUUGUUAACUGACAAUUUAUAGACACUCUGAUGCACUCAAAUGUCAAAUCUGUUAGCCUCAUGGUUCAAGCUCUGCAAUGAGACACUGGUCCUCUAAUGUACAAUUGCACUCAGAUGAGAUUAUAUGUAUAGUAUUUUUGAGCCAAAGUAACAGUUUUUAAGGUAAAGUUCCUCCUAUUGCA
Molecule: messenger RNA, 1614 nt
Organism: Podarcis raffonei (Aeolian wall lizard)
Lineage: Eukaryota; Metazoa; Chordata; Lepidosauria; Squamata; Lacertidae
Gene: MTNR1A
Product: melatonin receptor 1A
Exons: 2
Coding region: 370-1422 (350 amino acids)
Biological process (GO): G protein-coupled receptor signaling pathway
Cellular component (GO): membrane
Molecular function (GO): melatonin receptor activity
Source: RefSeq, a predicted model, not a curated record